AUGGCGUGGGUUUUUCAGUAUAAUGCUAGCACUUACAUCUAUGGUUCAGAUAAUGGCCCACUUCCGAAUAGUAAAAAGAAAGAUUGGGCGCAAGCUGAAGGAAGCCGUAGUGCCAUGCUAAAAUUUUUCAAAGACUAUAUAUUUCCCCAAAACUACCGCUAUACCUAUUAUAAUUGCGAGAAAGUUGCAAUUCCUAAUCCUUCCUCAGCAUACAUUCAGACGAAUAUAUCUAAAGAACAAGAUUACCGUUUAUUUGGCUGUAAUUGUCUUGAUGAUACUAUAGCCAUCUUGACUGCAUACAAUGCAUCUGGAGUUCCGCCAAUAAGCGGAAAACUUAAAAGUCCCAAUUCAUGGUUUGAUAAUUUAGCUAAAGUUGGCAACCCUCAAGGAGGUCAAUGGUCGACCAAUAAUAAAAUACCGUGUUGUUGA
This is a messenger RNA of Dentiscutata erythropus, 429 nucleotides long. NCBI's taxonomy places the organism in Eukaryota, Fungi, Glomeromycota, Glomeromycetes, Diversisporales, Gigasporaceae. The record is from the annotation of a GenBank genome assembly.